Messenger RNA from Fusarium sp. VM40, 1803 nucleotides. The record is from the annotation of a GenBank genome assembly. Lineage: Eukaryota; Fungi; Ascomycota; Sordariomycetes; Hypocreales; Nectriaceae.
AUGCGUCUACCCAACAAGAGAUCUUUCAUCGACCGUCUCCUUCAAGAGAAUGCAGAGCUGCGAGAUAGACAGACCCAAUCUGAGUCACCACAGGCUAGAAACUCAAACACGCCCUGGCACCAUAGUCCGACGUCCAACAACGAUGGCAAUACUGCUCAAGACCAGAUACUAGAGGAAAGUGAUUGGUUCACACACACUAGGUCAUCAGACACGCCCAUAUGGAUAGGCGAGAUCUCGGACGCUGCAUUUGCAACUCGCUUCCGCCAGUUUGCCUCGGCUUCUCAAAUACCAAAACACAUUCCUCGCACCCAGUUCACCUCUGAAGACACUCUUCGCGAUCUGGCAGCCACAACUCCAAUCUGGUUGCCAUCUGCGCAGUCCAGGUUUCUAGUCGAGACAAGCCUCGAGUUCUUACGGCAAAAUUAUCAUAUAGUUCGACGGAGUGAGGUACUAUCGGCCUUGGACUCGAUCCCAUUUGGUCAGCCUAGCCUUGGUCCGCCCUCCACCAUCGUAGCCAAAAUCUGGGCUUUGUAUGCAAUCGGAGAACUUCGCUCAAGAAGAUGUCUCAGUUCCAGCAAUCGGCUGCCUGGCAUGAAAUACUUUGCUAUUGCUAGCGAGAUAAUUCGUCUGAUCAAUGAGCGACCACAGCUUGAUAUGAUUGAGACAAUUUUACUUCUAGCAAACCGCCGCCACUCAGCAUGCACUUAUGUGGGCACAGCCUUACGUCUUGCUACCAUUAUGGGCCUGCACAUGAAUAUCGGCGACACAUACAUACCUGACCCUGAACUCAGGGAACACCGCAUACGCGUUUGGUGGUCUGUUUAUAUCCUUGAUAGGCUUCUGUCCUCCAAGACUGGACUUCCACUAUCGAUAUCGGAUGAUGAUAUCUCAGUAAAACUACCUUCGGACGUGUCCACUCUCAAUUCGAAGGACUUUGGAGACCAUGUUCGCUUUGUGGCCGUUUUGCGUCUCGCUAGAAUUGCUGGAGACAUCUCGAGGUCUCUUUAUGUUCGAACUCCUCAACGAUGUACAUUCCUCCAAAGGGUGGCAAAGAUUCGAGAGGAUCUUGAACUGUGGCGAGAAGAGCUACCUGAAAACAUUAAAAUUGGUUCUCAGUACCAAAAUGACAACAGCUUCCACCCUCAGUCUAAAACCUCGACACUGCAACUCGCAUAUAAUCAGCUCCUGAUUCUAGCAACGAGACCAGUUCUCCUCUACAUAUUUCGCCAGCACAUUAACAAAGCUACUACGACGUCUACUGAUAGCCGGCCUCUCGAACAAGUUGCUAAUGUUGCGGAUGUAUGCAUUGGAGCUGCUAGGCAGUCUUGUCGAAUAUUGCUGCAGUCCUGGGUAAAUGGUGAAUUCCACAUAUUCGACUACUCCUACGUACGGUACCUCUUCUCUUCGGCGACUAUUCUGGCUAUAUCGAGCACAUUGGACCGGGAAGAAUCUUCAAACGAUAAGGAUGAAUUCAACCUUGCCAUUGGCUUUCUGCAGCAGCUCGAACAAAACGGAAACCCUGCAGCUACGGAGUUCUAUGCUCAUAUCGACGAGACCCGGAAGAGUCUGGAGACGCGACCUUCAGCCCAUGACUGUCCGGACACGCUAACGACUUACGAAGAUGGUGGAUCGCAGCUCCCAACACAUGCUUUUCCCUCCUCCUUGGACGAACAGUCAUUAACGACGGCAAUUGGAACUACUGUCACUGGACAUCAUGGGUUAGAUGAAUCACCGUUAACCGUUUCGUUUCUUGAUGAUUGGAUUUAUGAUAAUGCACUUCAACAACUGCGGUGGGAAGAGUAG